This is a messenger RNA of Zasmidium cellare ATCC 36951, 1059 nucleotides long. RefSeq names its product glycoside hydrolase family 18 protein. Gene Ontology annotation, cellular component: extracellular region. Bases 1 to 1059 code for a protein of 352 amino acids. The record is from RefSeq and is a predicted model, not a curated record. The transcript has a single exon. Lineage: Eukaryota; Fungi; Ascomycota; Dothideomycetes; Mycosphaerellales; Mycosphaerellaceae. Gene Ontology annotation, biological process: carbohydrate metabolic process. Gene Ontology annotation, molecular function: chitinase activity.
AUGUCGAUUUCCGCUAUCUCAUCCCUCGGAUCAGCGACUACAUCACUAGCAAUCCACCCAUCUUCAGCUCUAACUCACGAAAGAAAUGGAAGCACCACAUACUCUUUCAACCCAGCGUCUCAGACCAACAUUGCAGUCUACUGGGGCGCAAGUCCCGCAACGACCUCAGACAGCUUACUAGCUCUAUGUCAACACCCCAACGUAGACAUCGUUAUUCUCGCCUUCCUAGGAACCUAUUUCGGCCCAGGGGGCUAUCCAUCCCUCAAGAUUGGUGGCUCGUCAUGUCGGGCUGCGACCCCUGAGCAGCAAGCCAUUGCCCCUGGUUUGGUAGACUGCACAGCAAUCGCUCCAUCAAUCGCAGAAUGCCAACAAGCCAGCAAACCUGUUCUUUUAAGCUUGGGUGGCUCCUCGAUUACAUCGUCCUUCGAGUCGGAUGAGCAAGCGAAAGAGUUCUCGUCCACCCUGUGGGCACUUUUUGGAGCAGACACUGCGAACGAAACAACUCGAUCAAUCCGCCCUUUCGGCCCAAACAUCGUUCUCGAUGGAUUCGAUCUGGAUGCUGAGAGCGAUAUGCCGCAGCAUUACCUUGCCUUCACGCAAGCUUUACGAGCGAAAUAUUCAAAGGACCCAGGAAAAGCUUACUACAUUUCCGGCUCUCCUCACUGCCCUAUCCCAGAUACUAGUCUUCCCCUGGAGGCUAUGCUGCUCUUGGACUGGGUGUGGCCGCGGUUCUACAACGCAAAGAAGUGCAACGCAAACAGCAAAGGGUUCCUGAACUCGGUAUCAGACUGGUCGGUGCAGCUGAAGACCAAUGGGACCACGAGGCCAAGGCUGUAUCCCGGCGUUGCCGUUUCGAAUCUGACUGGAAGUGGAAGCGUACGAGCAACGGACUUGCACAAGCAUGUGAAUGGCAUUGACAUUUCGAAAAUGGGCAAUUUCGGCGGCUUGAUGCUUUGGGAUGGGAGUCUGGCGCUUUUCGAGGGUACUGACAGGAUGAAUUAUUUGGACUAUGCGAGAAAUGCGCUUGUGAAGCUUCAAGACACUGUGAGGACAGAUUAA